Molecule: messenger RNA, 969 nt
Organism: Nipponia nippon (crested ibis)
Lineage: Eukaryota; Metazoa; Chordata; Aves; Pelecaniformes; Threskiornithidae
Source: RefSeq, a predicted model, not a curated record
AUGGGAAUAUUCUCCUUCCUCACCUGGACUCUGCCUGCAGGCAGCGGCACCAUCGAUAAGAGCACUUCUGCACACGCAGAAGUCGGUCCAGGACCAAGCCUUAGACCCACCGAACACGACCUGGAGGACGCGUGCGCCCGGGCCGGGGGCGCCCCCAAGCGCCGCCGCCGCGUCGUCACCAAAGCCUACCGGGAGCCCCUCAAGAGCCUUCGCCCCAAGAAGACGGAGAUCCCCAGCGGCAGCUCCCAGAAGCCCCGAGAGGUGAAAUCCGUCCCCUUGGAGCUCCAGGAUGACGUGGGAGACAGUCGGAAGCACAUGCGGCAGUCGACGACGGAGCACACGCGCCAAACCUUCCUGCGCAUCCAGGAGCGGCAGGUCCAGUCCAAGCGCAAGAAGGGCGGCCCCAACUACGACCGGCCUCUGACGCAGGAGGAGCUGCUGGAGGAGGCCAAGAUCACGGAGGAGAUCAACCUCCGCUCCCUGGAGAACUACGAGCGCCUGGAAGCCGACAAGAAGAAGCAGGUCCAGAAGAAGCGGAAAUGCGUGGGGCCCGUGAUCCGGUACUGGUCCGUCACCAUGCCCCUCGUCCCGGAGCCGGGCAAGGAGGAGAACGUGGACGUGGAGGGGUUGGACCAAGACCCGCAGCAGGCCGAAGCAGCUCCAGCCCCGGCUCCGGCUUCCGCCGGGAAGUGCUCCCGCACCUUCAUCUCCUUCAGCGACGACGAAACCUUCGAGCGCUUCUUCCCCAAAGCAAAACCGCCGCGGCUGCCGGUGCGGGAGAUCUGCCCCGUCACCCACAAACCGGCCGUUUACCGCGACCCCAUCACUGACAUCCCCUACUCCAACAUCCGCGCCUUCAAAAUCAUCCGGGAGGCCUACAAGAAAUACAUCACGGCGCACGGCCCCGACCCCAACGUCCGUCCCACCCGCCAGAAGAUCAUCAUCAAGCAGAGCGUCCCCACGACCUGA